Molecule: messenger RNA, 3014 nt
Organism: Salmo salar (Atlantic salmon)
Lineage: Eukaryota; Metazoa; Chordata; Actinopteri; Salmoniformes; Salmonidae
Source: RefSeq, a predicted model, not a curated record
AAUCACAGUAGAGACCGAAGGACAUGUGACAUUCGAAACGUCGCUCAUAUACAGUCAUUGGCCGUGUUCGAGAGCAUCAAAUUCGUGAUGUAUCAUGGGUAAAUAGUGACUGACUGACGGAUCUACAAAUAAUAAUGAGUGGUUAUUUAUGAUGCACGGUGAUUUGUAGAUCAAUCAGUCGGCAGAUUCCUCCGCUGUCGGCUGCAUUUUCGAACAAGACCAUUGAUGUCAACAAACCCCAUGUGAUCGUGCGACGCGAGCAAGCUUCCUCCGACGCAGCGUAAAAUAUAUCGAGAUGAAGGUAUGAAGUGCAAUCUGUAGCAGUAGCAGUAACAGAGGAGCCCAAGGGGCUGCUACCAGCACAGGUACACCCAGUGAGAAGAGGCAGAGACCAUGGACCUGAGUGAGAGGAGGCCCAACAAGUGGUGGACAGAGUCGGACACCUUCGCCAUGCUGGCCCUCAUCGAGCAGCUGGACCUGGUGCAUGAGCUGGAUAAGAAGCGUCAGCGCAAUGACUCACACUUCCGCCACCUGCGCUACAGCCUGGCCAAGCGGGACAUCCACUUCACUGUCAACCAGAUCCGCAACCGCUGGAAGAGCCUCAAGCACAAGUACCGCAAGAUCAAGACGGCAGGAUACCGUAGCCCCGCUGCACGCCUGUCCGCCAUCGAGUCAUUCCGUUACUUCCGUAUGCUGGACCGCAUGCUGGCCAGGAGGGCUCGGGUGGGGGCCCCAGAGCAAGGCACUGCAGAUGGACACAAUAUGGGGGUGUUAACCCACUCGAACCUGGAGGAUCAUACUGAUGGUGAUGUUGCUCAGCCUGACUCUGUGGCCCCUUGGCAGGAGAGUCUGGCUCCAGCUCUAGAGGGGGAAGGAGACGAGACUAACGCCAUUCCAGAAGAGGCCAACAUCAGCACUUCGGGCUGGGCCCUGAAGUCAGAAGAGAUUAUGACUUUGGGUCUAUCUGGAGAGUAUCUUUACCCAGUGAAAAGUGAGCCACAUUCAGUGCCCUCUUUGCAUGAUGGGGAGGGAGCUAGUGAUCCCACUAGCUGCAGUCCAGAAGAACAAACUGGCACUUGUGAGGACACCAGCACCCUGAUCCUCCAGCAGCUCACCAUCCUGAACCAUCAGCUAGGGGAACAGCUCGCUGAGCAAAGGGCCUUCCACUGCAGCAUGCUGGGUAUGAUGGACCGACAGAUAGAGGUCCUGGAGCAGCUCUCUAACUUCUCCACAGACCGCCAGGUCAAGACCGAACCCGACGACAGUGAUACUCCUAUCAGCCAGCAGGUCCACAACUCCCUGGUGCGCAUCCUUAGAGGAGUGGAACAGGUCCAAACCCAGGGACACCAGCCGUGCUCAUGUAAGGCCUCCCCCUCACAGCCUACAUCUCCCUCCUGGACGGUCUCUCUGUUGGAGGUCCACAAAGGAUCACCCUCCAGGGAUGGGAACUCAACUAGUGACACAUCCAACCCUCAGCCCUCAGACCAUGGGCGGCCUGAUCCUCAAGGACCAUCCCCCUCAGAGCAGCUUUCCCCUUCCCAACAGAAGGGUGAUCUGCUUAAUGGACUCUCAAACAAGUGCCAGCACAAGUGAGUGCUCUUGAAGCUUCAUAGUGGAAUGUACAGUAGUGGAACAUACAGUGCUCUGACAGAGGAGAGCACUCUUAGAAAAAAAGGGUUCCAAAAGAGUUCUUCAGCUGUCCCCAUAGGAGAACCCUUUUAGGUUCCAGGUAGAACCCUUUUAGGUUCCAGGUAGAACCCUUUUAGGUUCCAGGUAGAACCCUUUUAGGUUCUAGGUAGAACCAUUUUAGAUUCCAGGUAGAACCCUUUUAGGUUCCAGGUAGAACCAUGUUAGGUAGAACCCUUUUAGGUUCCAGGUAGAACCCUUUUAGGUUCCAGGUAGAACCCUUUUAGGUUCCAGGUAGAACUCUGUGAAAAGGGUUCUACCUGGAAUCAAAAAGGGUUCUUCAAAGGGUUAUCCAAUGGGGACAGCCAAAGAACCCUUUUAGGUUGUAGAUAUAACCUUUUUUAGAAGAAGAAAAAUAUAUGGGUGCUUACAUUUAUGAGGGACUUGUCCUUUUGAGAAUGUCUUCGAAUAAAAAAAACAUUUUUAUUUUUUUACAACUUCCCUCUUUCGUUUAGUUUUGUCAUGUCCAAAUGUUUUAAUGUGCAGAAGUAAAUCAUGUUUUAAUCAAGAGAAUUUUGACAAACCAUUGCGCAGAGGUUUAUUUAAUCUAGUCAAGAAGAGAAAUUCCAACCUGCCAGUUUUCAUCCACUGAGACUUGCUAGAUUCCCCAAAUUAUGUUGAAAUGUAUGUUUCCUUACUAGGAAAAAGCACACUUUCAUGUAAUGGUGUUUGAUUAACUCAUGCAAAUUUAUGUGGAAGCUGGGCAAGCAAAGGCUUUAUCCAAAUGUAUCCUCUUCCCUAAAUGUUCCCUUUCCUAAGCAUAUAGGAUAUUUUGUGUAACUACAUUUCUACUAUGAAGACUUGUUUAGAAAAGGCCCUUUGUAGAACUCGAUUUGCACAGCCGUUUGCAUAGUCCUGGAUACACAUGGCUGCUUUAAUUUAGGCUAAUUAUUGUGUUUUACUUUGCUUUAGCUUUGCUGAAGAUGAGAGGUACUGUAGUGUGUAAGUGCAAUAUGGUAAUGAAGUCUACAUUUGCAAUCUCACAAGAGACUCAUUCAUCCAACAUCUUUAUUUUGAUUUUGAGAUCGCUUCGUUUGUGUCCUAGAAUUGGAUUACUACAUACUGGCAGUACUGCAAUUAGGCAUGUUUUGCUUGUAAUGUGUUACCUGGAUGCAAUUUAAGACGGCCCAUUUAUUCAAACUUUCAAUUUACUUAAAGAUAGGGUAUCAUCAAGAUACUGUAGACUCGCAUACGAAGAAUAUAUUUGUUAUUUUUUUCAACUAUUUACAAAACUGGAAAUGCUGUAUUAAUACUGUAUGCUUAUAAUUUAACUUAAAGGUCCAAUGCAGCUGUUUUUAUCUCAAUAUUAAAUCAUUUCUGGGUAACAA